Messenger RNA from Phaeoacremonium minimum UCRPA7, 330 nucleotides. RefSeq names its product putative 60s ribosomal protein l30 protein. Gene Ontology annotation, molecular function: RNA binding; structural constituent of ribosome. The record is from RefSeq and is a predicted model, not a curated record. The transcript is spliced from 3 exons. Bases 1 to 330 code for a protein of 109 amino acids. Gene Ontology annotation, cellular component: cytosolic large ribosomal subunit. NCBI's taxonomy places the organism in Eukaryota, Fungi, Ascomycota, Sordariomycetes, Togniniales, Togniniaceae.
AUGGCCCCCAAGAAGAAGUCGAAGUCCUCUGACAACCUUAACUCGCGCCUGGCGCUUGUUAUGAAGUCUGGAAAGGUCACUUUGGGCUACAAGUCAACCCUUAAGGCCCUCCGUUCUGGCAAGGCUAAGCUGGUCCUCAUUGCCGGCAACACUCCGCCGCUGCGCAAGAGUGAGCUCGAGUACUACAGCAUGCUGUCCAAGGCCCCGGUUCACCACUACGGAGGCACCAACAUUGAGUUGGGUACUGCCUGCGGUAAGCUGUUCCGCUGCUCCACCAUGGCCGUGCUCGACGCCGGUGACUCCGACAUCCUGAGCGAGCAACAAUCCUAG